AUGGAUGCUGUAACGGCAGUUCUGGGUGCAUUUUCGCCAACACAGGCCGCAGCAGAAUCUGUCAAAAAAUACGACUCGGUCCUUAAGGACCAUGUCGCUGCUGUGAAGUCGCUAUUAACGAACCAGCGUCAGGUCAUCAAUGAUAAUACUAGCCAAAUUCUACAGGCUAUCGAUCCUUCAACCGAUUCUAUCGCAUUUCUUGCCAUCCUUCACAACUCGCUCUCGAGCCCAACUUCCCCGCCAGGCAUCGACCGACCUACUCUCCUUGACCAGACCCUUCGGUUUCUUCUCAAAUUCGAUCCCAUUCAGGUUCGAUACGUUGGGUUGGUAUUUCGAAAGCUUCUUGAGCAUGUCGCGGAAGGAAAUCUCUUCACGCCAGCGAUUUCUGUCGAGGCUGUAGCCAAUGCCUUGUUGCGGCUUGAUCCCACAGGAAGUAUGUUCACAUCGACUCACUUGACAUUGGCAAAGAUUGCCUGCCAGACCGGCUGGAUUCAGCCCGCCCUGAAGGUCCUGGAUUGCGACACUACCUUCUUCCCUGGCAUGGUUGGUCCCACGGACACGAGGUAUCUUUGCGAUAGCAGCCUACAUCCCUCGACCUUCAUUUCGGUCGACACUUGUCUUACAGAGCCAGUAAAAAGCUCUACUAUCUUGGAGUAUUACCAUCUUAGCGCCAAUUGUUACAUGACACAACGGGACUGGACGAAAGCUCACCGAGCCCUCGAGCACGUUAUUACGUAUCCUUCCAAAGACAAGGGAGUCGCGAAAAUCAUGGAUGAAGCGUAUAAGCGAUGGUUGCUGGUUGGUCUGCUCAAGGACGGAAAGGAGCCAACUUUACCAUCAUACACUGCUGCCCAUCCUAAAAACGUCUACUCCCAGCUGGGAGCGCCAUACAAGAACAUUGCCUCGCAGUUCUCGACCACAAAUGCAGGUCAGCUCAAGACUGAUGCUGAGACAAACCGCAAGACUUGGGAGGAUGACAGUACCUCAACGCUGAUUGCAGAGGUUAUUGCAGCCUACCAAAAGUGGCAGAUCAUCAACCUUCGAGAUAUUUACAAGCAAGUAUCGAUUUCUCAAGUGCGCCAAUUGACUCUCAGUGCAGAGACUGGCGAGAUUCUUCCGGACGACGAGACGGUAACACGUCUAGUACAAGACAUGAUCAGCUCUGGCCUUUUGAAGGGCGACCUGCAGCCAGGCAACAACGGAAACGAGCUCUUCCUCCAUUUCCACGACGACGAGGAGACAAUGACAGAGGCAGAAUUUGCCCAUGAGAUUGCUCUGCGAUAUCACAACAUCGAGAGCUUGGGCAAUCAGUACAAAGCAGCCAACGAGCGACUGAGUGGCAGUAAGGAAUACGUCAAGCACGUUGUUAAGGAGCAAAAGCGGGCCGACAAAGACGCAGGCGAUCCUGGUGUCGGUUUCGAUUCGCAGAUAGAAGACGAAGAUCUUAUGACGGGCAUUAUGGCACAUGGCUAG
Molecule: messenger RNA, 1473 nt
Organism: Fusarium coffeatum
Lineage: Eukaryota; Fungi; Ascomycota; Sordariomycetes; Hypocreales; Nectriaceae
Exons: 3
Coding region: 1-1473 (490 amino acids)
Biological process (GO): ubiquitin-dependent protein catabolic process
Cellular component (GO): COP9 signalosome
Source: RefSeq, a predicted model, not a curated record